AUGUCUCCAGCUCCAAAUGCCCACGCUAGUGGCGGAGCGGCCCUUCCGAAGCCCCCGUCCGACAAGCAGCUUGACAUCCCCCCAGGGCCAUUCAAAAGUGUCCAGGAUGGCCUCGCAUUGCUGAUCGUCGCCCUUGAGACGGCGGAGACAGCCGCACUGGCAGCUGACUCUAGCGAUUUACAUGCAUCGAUCGAGAAAGAGCUGCAAGGUUGUGACGAGACCUUGCUCGCGCUGCGGAAACUAAAACGCCAGUAUAAUGUUGGGGAUUCUCAGUCCGAAGCGGAUCAAACGCCUGUGAAUGAGGAAACGACAAAGGAGCUCGAGGAGCUUCGAGAAAAGCUGACCUCUUAUACGAGUACUUUGAACUUGCUCAACGCGAACACCGUACGGUCCGUUCUAUCUGAUCCAAGAAUUGUUGAACAUCGGACGAAACUGGAUGACGAGUGA
Penicillium argentinense is the source of this 447-nucleotide messenger RNA. RefSeq lists its product as uncharacterized. The coding region runs from base 1 to 447 and encodes 148 amino acids. The transcript has 2 exons. NCBI's taxonomy places the organism in Eukaryota, Fungi, Ascomycota, Eurotiomycetes, Eurotiales, Aspergillaceae. The record is from RefSeq and is a predicted model, not a curated record.